Molecule: messenger RNA, 1641 nt
Organism: Colius striatus (speckled mousebird)
Lineage: Eukaryota; Metazoa; Chordata; Aves; Coliiformes; Coliidae
Gene: HORMAD1
Product: HORMA domain containing 1
Exons: 14
Coding region: 102-1202 (366 amino acids)
Source: RefSeq, a predicted model, not a curated record
CCUCCCUCGGCUUGGCUUGAGGGCGUCUCGUCUGGCUCCUUUACCUCAGUUUGUGGGUGAUGUUUACGCUUUGAAGAGCAAGACAGAAGAGCCUCUGCAAAAUGGCAACUGCUCAGAAGCAAAGGAAUAGCAUGAGUGCAGUUGUGUUUCCUAACAAAAUAUCUACUGAGCAGCAAUCCCUGAUGCUAGUGAAGAGGCUCCUGGCAGUAGCUGUAUCCUGUAUUACAUAUCUGAGAGGAAUUUUUCCAGAAAGUGCCUAUGGAACAAGAUACAUGGAUGAUCUCUGUGUCAAAAUCCUGAGGGAAGACAAGAACUGUCCUGGCUCUACUCAGCUGGUGAAAUGGAUGUUAGGAUGCUAUGAUGCCCUGCAGAAGAAAUAUCUGAGAAUGAUUGUCCUGGCAGUCUACACUCACCCAGAGGAUCCUCAGACAAUUACAGAGUGUUACCACUUCAAGUUCAAGUACACUGACAACGGGCCACUCCUGGAUUUCAGCAGCAAGAAUAAAAUGAAUGAUUCCACAAUCAGCUGUGCAGACACCAAGAGAGCCAGUAUCCUCCUCAUCCGCAAGAUCUACGUCCUCAUGCAGAACCUGAGCCCGUUGCCAAACGACGUUUGCCUGACUAUGAAGCUGUUCUAUUAUGAUGAAGUGACACCAUCUGACUACCAACCCCCUGGUUUUAAGGAGGGUGAAUGUGAGGGGAUGAUCUUUGAGGGGGAGCCUAUGUAUCUGAAUGUGGGUGAAGUACCAACACCGUUCCAUAUGCUGAAAGUUAAAGUGACAACUGAAAAACAACGCAUGGAAAACAUUGAUAAAAGCAUCCUAAAGCAUGGAGAGACCAACCUGCCUCUCCAGGUGCUUCAGGUGGACAGAGAUGAUCAGGAAGAAGAGAACCAGAACAUGAAUGAAGAUCCUGUCUUGGGUAACAAAGUGGAAGACAGGAACAACAUCAGUAUUUCAGAAGCUCAAGAACCAAAUGUCAUUGAUGAAGUUCUGAAGUCUGGAGGGAACCAGAAUCUCUAUGUUUCGAAUCCUCAGGUCGAUCAUUUGGCAAAUAAGACAUCUGAACUUAAAGUCUCGGAGAGCAGGACAAGAAGUGGAAAGAUAUUUCAAAGCAGCAUUGUCCAUCAGUUUGAGCUCUCAUCCAGCCAAGACGUGCUACCCAAAAGGAGGAAGAUCAGUGAACCGAAGGAAGGGUUCUAAACCCCACGUUCUCCUCCCCUUCCUUCUUCACACACCCGCUGCCCUCCCCUGUUGUUGUUUAAUGCAAACGUUGGUGUUUAAAUCCCGGUUUUGGGGAUCUUUUGUGUUGCGGUUGUGGCCAAAGGGAGCAUUUAAGGGCAGCAAACGCGCCGCGGAGCAGAGCCGGCGCGGGAUGGGGGUGGGAGGGUUGCCGAAGGAACCUGUUCCUUAUUAAAAUGAUUGAAUUGCACAAGUUGGACGUGGCACCGUUUCAGUUCCAGCCGACACACACUGUUCGUUUCUCACCUGAGCCGGGGCGAAGCUGUUCCUGCGUGGGAGAAGCCGUGGGUGAGCCGCUGCCCUGCGUGGGUGUGCUGAACGCUACUUGACUUUGAAAUUAACGAGCGUCUUUAAUCAUUCCUCGAUUAAAAACAACGGGUUAGCCCGGUUUAACGGUUAA